UCACUGAUUAAGAGUUAAGACAAGUGCAUAGCAUAUUAGUCACACAAAGGGAUUAAGAACAGGAUGAAGAUGAGAGCUUUUGUUGUAGAUUGUUUGGCACUGUUCUGUAUCCUAGGGGUUUGUCAAGGUGGCAACCUUAGAAAAAAAUUCUACAAGCAGACAUGUUCUCAAGCCGAGGACAUUGUUAGGACCAAAAUCCAGGAACAUGUCUCAGCAAAGCCUGAAUUGCCUGCAAAGUUGAUCAGACUGCAUUUUCAUGAUUGUUUUGUCAGGGGUUGUGAUGGUUCGGUUUUGCUGGACUCCACUGACAGCAACACAGCAGAAAAGGAUUCGAUUCCGAACUUAUCUCUGUCGGGCUUCGAUGUCAUUGAUGACAUAAAAGCAACAUUGGAGGAAAAAUGUCCUGGAACUGUAUCAUGUGCUGACAUACUUGCAUUGGCCGCCAGGGAUGCUGUUUCUGUCCAGUUCAAUAAGCCUAUGUGGGAAGUGCUUACCGGUAGAAGGGAUGGGAGGGUAUCCAUAAGAGGUGAAGCCUUAGCCAAUCUGCCAGCCCCUUUUUUCAACAUCACCCAGCUCAGACAAAGCUUUGCGAGUAAAAAGCUCACAGUGCAUGAUCUGGUUGUGUUAUCAGGAGCACACACAAUUGGGGUAGGUCAUUGCAACUUAUUCAGUAACAGGCUUUUCAACUUCACCGGAAAGGGUGAUCAAGAUCCUUCUCUGAAUCCUACUUAUGCAACUCUUUUGAAGACAAAAUGUCAAAGUCUGAGUGACACCACCACUACAGUAGAGAUGGAUCCUGACAGUUCAAGCACCUUUGACAAUGACUAUUAUUCUAUCCUUCUUCAAAACAAGGGUCUAUUCCAAUCAGAUGCUGCCCUUUUAACAGCCAAGGUAUCAAGAAACAUUGUGAAUGAAUUGACCAAACAAGACAAGUUCUUCACAGAGUUUGGGCAGUCAAUGAAGAGAAUGGGAGCCAUUGAAGUCCUCACCGGCUCGGAUGGUGAAAUUAGAACAAAGUGUUCUGUUGUCAACUCUUAAUUAACUCUUUUCUUUUCAUUUCUUCUGUUUCUUUUCCUACAUUUUUUCUUUGAGAAGCCAUUCAGUUAAAUUUGCUUUGUAUAUCUUCAAAAUUCAUUUCAGGAAUAAAGGUUGUGUUUAAUUAA
Molecule: messenger RNA, 1163 nt
Organism: Vigna umbellata (rice bean)
Lineage: Eukaryota; Viridiplantae; Streptophyta; Magnoliopsida; Fabales; Fabaceae
Product: peroxidase 3-like
Biological process (GO): hydrogen peroxide catabolic process; response to oxidative stress
Molecular function (GO): peroxidase activity; heme binding
Source: RefSeq, a predicted model, not a curated record